AUGCCUAACAUCAUCGUAAUCGGAGCAGGCGUCUCCGGACUGACCUCAGCGUAUCUUCUCUCCAAAGAUCCAAGUAACAGGAUUGCGGUCGUAGCCAAGCAUAUGCCCGGCGACUCCGAUAUCGAGUAUGCAUCACCAUGGGCCGGCGCAAACUUCAUGCCUAUGUCUUCAGAACCACAAAGUCGCUAUGAACGUAGAACAUGGCCGCAACUCAAAAGACUAGCAACAGAAGUGCCAGAGGCUGGUAUCCACCUACAGAAAUGCCGCAUCUACCGCCGAAAGCAAGAUAUGAAGAAGCUGCAAAGCGGCGGCGCCACAUCCUUCAACAACGUCUUUACCGAAAACCCCUGGUGGCGCGAACUAGUCGACGACUAUCGCAAUCUCUCCCCCUCCGAGUUGCCAUCAGGAAUGGCAUCAGGCAGCGAAUUCGGCUCCGUGUGCAUCAACCCCGCCCUAUACCUCCCCUGGCUCGUAGGCCAAUGCCGCGCAAAUGAAGUGGAGUUCUAUCGGAAAACUGUAUCCCACAUAUCUGAUCUGCGGUCUCCUUGGAUCGGAAACUUCAAGCCAGACAUCAUCGUCAACGCGACUGGGCUAUCAGCUGGGAAAUUAGGAGGUGUAGAGGACAAGACCUGCUACCCAAUUCGGGGCCAGGUCGUUGUAGUAAGAAACGUAGCCCCAGCUAUGGUGUUCGUGUCUGGCACGGACGACAGCGAAGACGAGGCUUGCUACAUGAUGACGCGAGCAGUUGGCGGCGGAACAGUACUGGGAGGCACCAUGCAAAGCGGAAACUGGGAGAGUCAGCCCGAUCCCAAUAUCACUAGUCGCAUCAUGAAGAGGGCGGUUAGUUUGUUGCCUGAGCUGACGGAUGGGAAAGGGCCAGAGCACCUUGAUGUUAUCCGGCAUGGCGUUGGGCUGAGACCGGGAAGGGAGGCUGGUGUCAGACUUGAGAAGGAGAGGGUCGAUGGGGUUUGGGUUGUGCAUAACUAUGGGCAUGCGGGGUGGGGAUACCAGGGCUCGUUUGGGUGUGCGGAGGAGGUUGUAGGGCUUGUUGGUGAGAUUGGGCUGCAAGCUAAGCUAUGA
This is a messenger RNA of Alternaria arbusti, 1080 nucleotides long. RefSeq lists its product as uncharacterized. Lineage: Eukaryota; Fungi; Ascomycota; Dothideomycetes; Pleosporales; Pleosporaceae. The record is from RefSeq and is a predicted model, not a curated record. Gene Ontology annotation, molecular function: FAD binding; D-amino-acid oxidase activity. The coding region runs from base 1 to 1080 and encodes 359 amino acids. The transcript is spliced from 4 exons.